AUGGCAUUGGAUACUUUAGACUUUGCAGUGUUGUUUGCAUUGGCCGUGGCCGUCGUGGCGUAUUUCGCCAAGGAUCAAAUUUUUGGGUCGGGGAAUGCUAAUGAAAAGGGCUUCUUGUCCAAUACGGGUUCUUCAGGAUCAUCGAGAGAUUUGGUUGAGGUUUUAAAGAAGAAUAACAAGAAUACCGUGUUGUUUUAUGGGUCCCAAACAGGUACAGCGGAGGAUUAUGCUUCUAAAUUACUGAAGGAAUUAGCUUCUAGAUUUGGUUUAAAAUGUUUGACUGCUGAUUUGGCAGAUUACGAUUAUGACACGUUGGAUACCAUUUCCAAUGACGUAUUGGUUUUCUUCCUUAUGGCUACUUAUGGUGAAGGGGAACCAACUGAUAAUGCUGUUGAAUUCUAUGAUUAUUUACAAAAUGAUGCAGACCAAUUGGCUACGUUGAAGUAUACCGUAUUUGGAUUAGGUAAUUCCACCUACGAAUUUUAUAAUGCUAUUGGGAAGAAUGUCUUUGAGAAAUUGGAAUCCUUGGGUUCAGAAUCGUUUGCUCCUUAUGGUGAAGGUGAUGAUGGUAAAGGUACCAUGGAUGAAGACUUUUUGGCUUGGAAGGAAAAAGUAUUUGAUGCUUUGAAGAAUGAUUUGAAUUUCGAAGAACAUGAUUUAACUUAUGAACCUGCUAUUGAGAUCAUCCCCAUGGAUAAAGAUGUUAAUGACGAAACGGUAUCUUAUGGUGAACCAAGUGCAAAAUACUUGGAUCCAACUUAUAAUGCUUCAAGAGGUCCAUUUGAUCAUUCUCAUCCUUAUAUUGCCCCCAUUGCAACAACUACAGAAUUAUUCCACUCUAAAGAUCGGUCUUGUGUUCAUGCGGAGUUUGAUAUCAGUGGGUCCAAUUUAAGAUAUUCCACCGGUGAUCAUUUGGCUAUUUGGCCAUCGAAUUCGGAUGAAAAUAUCAAAUUGUUUGCUAAGGCUUUCAAUGUUGAAUCCAAAUUGAAUGAUGUAUUCAAAAUUAAAGCCUUGGAUUCAACUUAUUCAAUUCCAUUCCACACUCCUAUCACUUAUGGAGCUGUUAUUAGACAUCAUUUGGAGAUUUCAGGUGCAAUUUCAAGACAAUUUUUGUCGUCAAUUGCCAACUUUUCUCCUUCACCAGAAAUUAAAAAGGAAGUAACUAAAUUAGCCAACGACAAACUUUUAUUUGCUAAAGAAGUUACUAGUCAACAAUUGGAUGUGGCUGAUUUAUUAUUGAAAUUAUCUAAUGGCCAACCUUGGACUCAAAUUCCAUUUGAAUUUGUCAUUGAAACCAUUCCUCAUUUACAAGCUCGGUACUAUUCUAUUUCUUCCUCAUCAUUGACAGAAAAGACUUCAAUCCAUGUUACUGCAGUUGUUGAAGCCGAAACUCACCAUAAUAAGAAGGUUGGAGGUGUUGUUACCAAUUUACUCAAGAAUUUGGAAAUUGAACAAAAUAAUGAAAAAUCAGAACCCUUUUUACAUUAUGAUUUAAAAGGUCCAAGAGGUAAAUUUUCUAAUUUCAAAUUACCAGUUCAUGUUAGAAGAUCAACUUUCAAGUUACCUUCCAAUCCUUCAAUUCCCAUAAUUUUAAUUGGUCCAGGUACUGGGAUUGCACCCAUGAGAGGAUUUGUUAGAGAAAGAGUCACCUUAAAAAAGAAUGAUCCAAGUGUUACUAUUGGAGAGACAUUUGUGUUUUAUGGAUGUAGAACCAGAGAUGAAGAUUAUCUAUACAAGAAUGAAUGGCCAGAGUAUGCCAAGGCAUUAGGAGAUUCAUUCCAAAUGGAGGUGGCCUUUUCCAGAGAAGAUCCAACCAAGAAAGUUUAUGUUCAAGAUAAAUUAUUAGCGCAUCAACUGAAAUUGAAUGAAUUAUUAGACAAGGGUGCCUACAUAUAUGUUUGUGGAGAUGCCUCUAGAAUGGCUAGAGAUGUUCAAAAAACUUUAGGUUCAAUCUUGGCCAAGGGAAGAAAUAUAACUGAAGAAAAGGCUGCUGAAUUAAUAAGAUCUUUCAAGGUUCAAAAUAGAUACCAAGAAGAUGUAUGGUAA
This is a messenger RNA of Lizanozyma spartinae, 2046 nucleotides long. It is a transcript of the gene NCP1, whose product is annotated as Ncp1p. Gene Ontology annotation, cellular component: cytosol. The transcript has a single exon. Lineage: Eukaryota; Fungi; Ascomycota; Pichiomycetes; Serinales; Debaryomycetaceae. The record is from RefSeq and is a predicted model, not a curated record. Gene Ontology annotation, molecular function: flavin adenine dinucleotide binding; NADPH-hemoprotein reductase activity; FMN binding. Bases 1 to 2046 code for a protein of 681 amino acids.